GCCGGCCCUGCACCCAGCCCAGUGCCGGGGAGAGGAGAUGGGCGCAGGACGGGGCGUCCCCAUGGCCCAGCUGGCCCUGCUCACCCUGCUGACCUUGCCGGGUGCAGGGGCGGUGACAGUGGAUCAUGUGACCUCCCAGGCAGAGUUCUACCAGCGCACGGACCGAUCCCAGCAGGAGUCCGGGCAGUACAUGCACGAGUUCGACCAGGACGAGAUGUUCUAUGUGGACCUGGAGAGGAAGGAGACCGUCUGGCGCCUGCCUGAAUUCAGCAAGUUCGCCAGCUUCGAGGCGCAGGACGCGCUGGGCAACAUCGCUGUGGACAAGCACAACCUGGAGAUCAUGAUCAAGAGGUCCAACCACACACGGGCUGAGAAUGUGCCCCCUGAGGUGACCGUGUUCCCCAAAGGCCCCGUGGAGCUGGGGGAGCCCAAUGUCCUGAUCUGCUUUGUGGACAAGUUCUCCCCGCCCGCACUCAGCGUGACGUGGCUGAAGAACGGGCAGGAGGUGACCGAGGGCGUCUACGAGACCGACUUCUACCCCCGCCAGGACAACUCUUUCCGCAAGUUCUCCUACCUGCCCUUCCUCCCCAGCCAGGGCGACUUCUACGACUGCCGGGUGGAGCACGGGGGGCUGCCCGAGCCCUUCACGAAGCACUGGGAAGCCCAGGUGCCCACCCCCGUCCCCGAGACCACAGAGACCCUGGUGUGCGCCCUGGGCCUGGCCGUGGGCAUCGUCGGCAUCAUCGCAGGCACCAUCCUCAUCAUCAAGGGCAUGAAGAUGAAUGCCGCCCGCAACCCGCGGGGCCCCUUAUAAACAUGGGGACGAGCCGGCGCCCCCGAAUGCCCCAGGUGCCUUUGUGAGACUCACUUGCACCGCCCCCCUGCCCCAUCUCUGCCCCAGCAUCCCUGCUCCGUGCCCGUCGGUGCCAGCUGCUGUACCCAGGCAGGAGUCCCCCAGCCCCGUAACUGUGCCGAGCCAACCCGCUAAGACUCACUGGGGAGCCGGCCCCUCGGACUUCCCUCACUCACCCCCUGCUGGGCUUGGGAGGGGGGCACCUAUCCAGGGAGAGGGCUGCUGCCCAUGGGGCUGGGAAUGGGGGUCGCCUCUCGUCAGGGGGCAGCAGGGGAGAGGGCUGCUGCCCAUGGGGCUGGGAAUGGGGGUCACCCCUCGUUGGGGUCAGCAGGGCCCAUGGGGCUGAUCCAAACCCCAUUGCCGUCACAGGGAAGGUUUCUCUCGACUCCAGUGGAUGCUGGAUUGGGCCCCGAGCCUGAUCCCUAUUGGCCAGAGGCUGCUGUCAGUCACCCCUGGUAAAGUCCCUCCAGCCAUUACCCAGCAGGCUUUGGAGCAGUUUUGGCCAUCCUGGGUCAAUAGGGUCCCUGUGGGGCAGGAUUGGGCCCAUGGCUGGGGGUGAUGCAGCCCCAGCACCUGGCUAAAGGCCCCAGUGCGGGGUCUGUGUGGGAAGGGCCCAGUCUCUGUACAGCCCCCGCCCUCUGCCCCAUGUGUGUCCACAGCCCUGCGCCCCCCAUCUCGCUCUGCAGCUUUGCUAACAGCAAUAAAGUGGGUUUUUUGGGACAUUU
This is a messenger RNA of Gopherus evgoodei (Goodes thornscrub tortoise), 1578 nucleotides long. RefSeq names its product HLA class II histocompatibility antigen, DR alpha chain-like. The record is from RefSeq and is a predicted model, not a curated record. Lineage: Eukaryota; Metazoa; Chordata; Testudines; Testudinidae. Gene Ontology annotation, molecular function: MHC class II protein complex binding. The transcript has 5 exons. Gene Ontology annotation, biological process: peptide antigen assembly with MHC class II protein complex; immune response; positive regulation of T cell activation. Gene Ontology annotation, cellular component: membrane; MHC class II protein complex. Bases 38 to 814 code for a protein of 258 amino acids.